Molecule: messenger RNA, 1649 nt
Organism: Orcinus orca (killer whale)
Lineage: Eukaryota; Metazoa; Chordata; Mammalia; Artiodactyla; Delphinidae
Gene: GPX3
Product: glutathione peroxidase 3
Exons: 5
Biological process (GO): hydrogen peroxide catabolic process; response to oxidative stress
Molecular function (GO): selenium binding; glutathione peroxidase activity
Source: RefSeq, a predicted model, not a curated record
GGACGACACCUCAGACGGACUGUGGCCCAGGAUCAGACAGCGUCUCCGGCGAGUCCGAGACGCGGCCCCCUCCCACCAUGGCCCGGCUCUUCCGGGCAUCCUGCCUUCUCUCCCUGCUCCUGGCCGGCUUCGUUCCGCCGAGCCGAGGACAGGAGAAGUCGAUGAUGGACUGCCAUGCUGGGGUGGGCAGCAGCAUCUAUGAGUACGGAGCCCUCGCCAUUGACGGGCAGGAGUACAUCCCCUUCAAGCAGUACGCUGGCAAAUACCUCCUCUUUGUCAACGUGGCCAGCUACUGAGGCCUGACGAGCCAGUACCUUGAACUGAAUGCACUACAGGAAGAACUUGCACCAUUUGGUCUGGUCAUUCUGGGCUUCCCCUGCAACCAAUUCGGAAAACAGGAACCAGGAAUGAACUCGGAGAUCCUACCCACUCUCAAGUAUGUCCGACCAGGUGGGGGCUUCGUCCCCAAUUUCCAGCUCUUUGAGAAAGGGGAUGUGAACGGGGAGAAAGAACAGAAGUUCUACACAUUCCUGAAGAACUCCUGUCCUCCUACCUCGGAGCUGCUGGGCUCCCCGGACCGCCUCUUCUGGGACCCCAUGAAGGUCCAUGACAUCCGCUGGAACUUUGAGAAGUUCCUGGUGGGGCCAGACGGUGUUCCCAUCAUGCGCUGGCACCACCGCACCACGGUCAACACUGUCAAGAUGGACAUCCUGACCUACAUGCGGCGCCGGGCCACCCUGGAGGCCAGGGGGAAGUAACUGAGGCCCACCCCACCCCACGUCCACCACGCAGGGGCUGGGGAGGACUCUGUUCAGGAAGGAAUCCAUUUCUCCACCCACACCAUACUCCCACGCUAGACCCCUUAUGAUUACGCAAGGCCUCGGCUUGACACGAACGUGUGCAUACAAUUGUGUCUGUACUGCUGUGCACAUGGGUGUCUGCAUGCAGUCCUACAGCUGUGUGUGACCAGGCAUGUGCACACACUUAAGUGUACGGCCACGUGGGCUGACCUGCAUGAAUACCCAGGAACGGGUACCAUGUGUGUGGCGACAGCUGUGUGCCGUGGAGAGUGCCAGAGAGUAACUCCCCUCUUUCCAGUUCUCUGUUCCAAUGACAAUUCACUUCCUUCUGAGCCCAAAGAAAAAAACCAGCUCUAGAUUCAACCGUUCUGCUCUAACCUGGACCUCAACCCUUGGAGCUGGUACCUCCCACUGCCUCCAAACAUCACCCCUGAAGUGCCCAGAAGUUUCUGGGGCUGUCACACUGCCCGACCUCCGUCCUCUCCAUCACACAGCCUCCCUCCUUCCUGAGGGCCCUGCCAAGCCCCCUACCCCGCCCCGCAGUGUUCCGAGAGUAGCCAAGGCAGAUGUGAGAGCAAGGGCCACGUUCCCCGUGUCAGGGGUGGCAUCUCCAUGAAGGAGGGGCCCAAAGCCCUUGUGGGCGGACCUCCCUUGAGCCUGUCUGAAGGGCCAGCCCUUAGUGCAUUCAGGCUGAGACCCCCAGGCAGGGAUGCCACCCCCGCUCCUUUGAGGGAUGUGCCCUCUCCUCUCACCCCGACCCACUGGCAUUAGACUCACCCGUCUGCCUACACCCCAACCCACUGGCAUUCGACUCACCCCUGUCUGCCUAGUAAAGGCCUUUCUGCAGCA